AUGACUCGGAACUUCGUCGUCAUGGAGAAAUCUAUCGACCAAUUUAAUGAGAAGGUCGUCGCUGAGAUGGCGAGACCAGGUUCAGUUUACAACCGAGGCUAUGGUGGAAAGGAGUUUCGCGAGGGCAGUCCACGUUUUCCGCACCUUACUGAAUCUGAGCGCCCACGAUUUAUUCGAGCAGCUUACCAAAUGUGGAGCCUGAUUCUCCUCGAUUCUACACUGAGGGAGCUUAGAAUAAGCACACUCAAGUUCAAAGACAUUCAAACUCUCAUCGACUUGGUGGAACUUUGUCGCUUCAGAGGGUUUUCGUUGAUUCUAGACAAACAAACGAUGGAGUUAGAAGCGCAAACUCUGGGCCUGCUAGUAGACAUUGCCUUCAUUUCACUAAAAUCAGCUGCUGAGCUCAUCAUUGCGAAAUUUUAUACGGAAGAAAGAAGAUAUUGCCCAACCCUCCCAUACGAAAUAGCAUACCGGGGCUGUGUCUCUAUUUGGGAUAACUGGACAGAUUACAAGAAAGAUGUUAUCUUACAAGGACUGAAUGGACGGAAACAGGAUAGGCCAGUCUCGGAGGUUUGGUAUGAAACUUCUGAUGAGGAGUUGAUGGGCUAG
Molecule: messenger RNA, 609 nt
Organism: Penicillium cinerascens
Lineage: Eukaryota; Fungi; Ascomycota; Eurotiomycetes; Eurotiales; Aspergillaceae
Exons: 2
Coding region: 1-609 (202 amino acids)
Source: RefSeq, a predicted model, not a curated record